Mobula hypostoma (lesser devil ray) is the source of this 2949-nucleotide messenger RNA. It is a transcript of the gene aamdc, whose product is annotated as adipogenesis associated, Mth938 domain containing. The coding region runs from base 383 to 751 and encodes 122 amino acids. NCBI's taxonomy places the organism in Eukaryota, Metazoa, Chordata, Chondrichthyes, Myliobatiformes, Myliobatidae. The transcript has 5 exons. The record is from RefSeq and is a predicted model, not a curated record. Gene Ontology annotation, biological process: positive regulation of fat cell differentiation. Gene Ontology annotation, cellular component: cytoplasm.
GGAGCGCAAUCAAUCCGGGCUGCCGUUUCCGUGGCAACCGUUCCUUAGCUAUCUCCUUCUUCCAGGUUAGCGAAGAAAACCCUCCCCCUCCUCCAGAAAAACGGCUUAAAACUGCAUCCCAGAGCAGAAAGGAAAUUGAUUGUGUUUUGCUUUAGUGACUGAGUCAUCUAAAUAGCUAUCCAGCAGACAUUGGCUGAAACCCAUCCACAAGCUCCUGAAAUAGAAAGAAUAUUCCAGCAGUGACAUUAAGAAGUAAGGACUCUCUGUAUCAAGUGAUAAAGGUUUAAACACAACUAACUCCUUGUGUAGAAUUUGAAGAAAGCAGACAGCCUGGGUUCUGAACAGACUGAGGAUCUCUUCCAGGUCCUGCUCCCUUACCACCAUGAAGUCUCCACAGAUAGCUUCACUCUCGUGGGGUCGGAUGAAGGUGCAGGACUGUCCCACAGCCUAUAAGGAUUGCAAGGUCUGGCCAGGCGGGAGUCGGCCCUGGGACUGGAGAGAGACGGGUACAGAUCACCACCCUGGCGUGCAGGCAUCUGACCUGGAGGAAAUCAUUAACAAGGGGAUUGAGACACUAGUUAUCGGCUGUGGAAUGAGCCAGGCUUUGCAGGUUCCCUCCAGAACUCUAGAUUACAUUAAGAACAAAGGCGUUGAUGUGAAAGUCCUUCAAACAGAGGCAGCCGUGCGAGAAUACAACUCAUUGGCCAGCCGUGGUGCACGAGUAGGAGGGGUCUUCCAUUCCACUUGCUAAGGCAACCACAUGUAUGGCGACAACUUUAAACUCAGUUGGAGAGAUAAACAUACAAUAUUACAGCACAGUACAGGCCCUUCAGCCCAUGGUAUUGUGUUGACCUUUUAACCUACUCUCAGAUCAAUCAAACCCUUUCCUCCUACAUAACCCUCAAUUUUUCUAUCAUCCAUGUGCCUAUACAAAAUUAUGAGGAAUACAGAUAGGGUAAAUGCAAGCAGGCAUUUUCCACUGAGAUUGAGUGAGAUAAUAAUGAGAGGUCAUAGGUUAAGGGUGAAAGAUGAAAAGUCAAAGGGGAACAUGAGGAGAAACCUCUUCUCUCAGAGGGCCGUGAGAGUGUAGAACGAGCUUUCAGACCAAGUUGUGUAUGCAGGGUCAAUUUCAACGUUUAAGAAAGUUUAGAUAGGUACAUGGAUGGGAGGAGUCUGAAAGACUGUGGUCCAGGUGCAGGUCGAUGGGACCAGGCAGUUUAAAUGGUUUGGCUUGGACUAGAUGGGCUGAAAGGUUUGUUUCUAUGCUGUGGUUUUCUACAGUAUGACUCCAUGACUGGUAUCUAAAAAUUUCUUAAAUGCUGCUAACAUAUAAGCUUGAACAAGUCUUACUCUAAUCCUCGGUGAGUGAAAACGGAAUAAAUUGGCUUCAAAAGCCUUGCUUCUGCUAUGCCAUUGGCCUCGUAUGCCGUUUGAGUUACUGGCAUAUUACGUUACCAGCAGACAAUUGUGAUGAUCGUUUCAAACCAGAUUGUCUGGUUUUACUGUUGUCACUGAUACUUAUGUUCAUUCUGUUUUCAGUUGCUGAUGUUUAAAGUGAAUCAAGUUUCCAUUUCCAUCCUGGGAAAAUGACUCUGCUGUCCAUUCUGUCAACACCUCUUAUCGUCUUGUAUACCUCUAUCAAAUCACUCCUCUUCCUCUUUCUCACCAAAAAAAAAGCCCUAGCUCGCUUACAUAUCCUCAUAAGACAUGCUCUCUAAUCCAGGUAGUGUGGUGGUAAAUACCAUCUACACCCUCUAAAGCUUCUACAAUCUUCCUAUAACAAGGCAGCCAGAACUGAACACAAUGCUCCAGGUGUGAUCUAUCAGGGUUUUAUAGAGAUGCAAUAGUAUCUUUUGGCUCUUGAAGGCCAGCAGCCCAUACACCCUCUAAAACCUUAUCAACUUGCACAGCAACUUUGAGGGAUUUAUGGAUGUGAAUCCCAAGAUCCCUCUGUUGAGAAUCCUGCAAUUAACUCUGUAUUCUGUCUUCAAGCUCCAAAGUAAAUCACUUCACACUUUAGGAACAAUUUCUUCUCCCCCUCCAUCAGAUUUCUGAGCAGUUUAUGAACCCAUGAACAUUACCUUGUUUGGAACUAUUUCUUGUAACAUACAAUUUUUUUUUUGCUUUUCAUUGUACUGCUGCAAAACAACCCAUUUAAACAAUAAGACCUAGGCCCAUUCCAUCAUAACUGAUUUAUUAUCCCUCUCACUCCAUUCUCCUACCUACUCCCCGCAAUCUUUGAUCAAGAACCCAUCAACUUCCACUUUAAAUAUACCCAAUGCCUUGGUCGCCACAGCCAUCAGUGGCAAUGAAUUCUAUAUAUUCACCACCCUGCUCAUCUCUGUUCUAAAGGAACGUCCUUGCAGUCUUAGGCUAUCCCCUUUGGUUCUACACACUCACACUAUUGAAAACAUCCUCUGCACGUUCCCUUUCAACAUUCGAUAGGUGUCAAAGAGAUCCACACUCAUUCUUCUAAACUCCAGCAAGUACAGACCAAGAGCCAUCAAAUUUUCCUCAAACAUUAGCCCUUUUAUUCUUGUGAAACUCCUCUGGAUCCUCUCCAAUGCCAACACACCCUUUCUUAGAAAGGGGCCCAAAACUGCUCACAAUACUCUAAAUGCAGUCUGAUUAGUGCCUUAUAAAGCCUCAGUUGUACAUGCUUUUAUCUUCUAGUUCUCUUGAAAUGAAUGCUAACUUAAAUUUCAUAUCUUAAAAGCCAGUGGUAAUAAAUCUGAUUCUGACUUAGGAACAUCUCACUUACCAUUCAUUAUUACUCAGCAUUUAUAGUGACUAAAUGCUUCGAGCCUCUGUCAUGUGGGGUGUAAUUGGAUAGCGUGGGAUUCGUUGGGUCUUGUAAGAGCCUGAGAGGGCUUGUUACUGUGCUGUAUCUCUAAAUGAAAGAAAAUAAAAAUGCAGACUGCCUUUAAAUCCACGAAGUUCAAAGUAAAU